Messenger RNA from Mizuhopecten yessoensis (Yesso scallop), 7189 nucleotides. Its product is annotated as mitogen-activated protein kinase kinase kinase 13-like. Gene Ontology annotation, molecular function: ATP binding; JUN kinase kinase kinase activity. Lineage: Eukaryota; Metazoa; Mollusca; Bivalvia; Pectinida; Pectinidae. The record is from RefSeq and is a predicted model, not a curated record. Gene Ontology annotation, biological process: protein autophosphorylation; JNK cascade. The transcript has 12 exons. Bases 1615 to 4047 code for a protein of 810 amino acids.
CCGUAGUCGAACAGUUUUAAAGUUAUGGAUGGAGUCUUACCAGAUGUUGGUCAUGGAUAGUGAAUGAAUUGUAAUGGGCGUUUACCAAUCGACCAGCGACAGGUGUAGAGUCACGAGACACAACAGCAGUGGCCAUCUUGACGUGUUGGCAAAGUUGUCAUUGAACGGUGACGAUGAAGACUUGAACGUGUCGCUAGUGUCAGUGUUGAGUUCUACACCUAGAGGAUAUCGUAAAGUGCUGUGGAGGAUGUAUAUGUGAUGUAAACAGGUUUGAUGGAGCUACCAUUGUGUUUAUCUGAGGUUAUGUUAGUGUGUUGGUGUAUUUGGGAUAUUCUAACAACACCAGUUGUGUCACUUUAAGGCUAUCAGUGAUUGGACACCACUUCAGAAGUUCAAUUACAUUAGGAAGUUUUAAGUUUAGGAAGGAUAUGCGCCUGGAAUGAUGAUUUUUGGUUUAAGGUCAGACAUAUGUCAGAUUUUAUCUGGAUGUCAUUGGAAAAGAAAACACAUCCCCUAAGCAUUCCUUGAUAAAGAAGGGUCUUAACACAGAUCCCUGUAGCAAUCCUUAAAAAAGAAGGAUAUCAGCACUUAUCCCUGUAGCAGUCAUUAGAAAAGAAGGGCCUCAGGACAGAUCCCUGUAGCAGUCUUUAGAAAAGAAGGGCCUCAGGACAGAUCCCUUUAGCUAUCCUUAGAAAAGAAGGGUCUCAGGACAGAUCCCUGUAGCAGUCAUUAGAAAAGAAGGGCCUCAGGACAGAUCCCUUUAGCUAUCCUUAGAAAAGAAGGGCCUCAGGACAGAUCCCUGUAGCAGUCUUUAGAAAAGAAGGGUCUCAGGACAGAUCCCUGUACAGAUCCCUGUAGCUAUCCUUAAAAAAGAAGGGUCUCAGGACAGAUCCCUUUUUACCAGUCAUUAGAAAAGAAGGGUCUCAGGACAGAUCCCUGUACCAGUCAUUAGAAAAGAGGGUUUCAGGAUAGAUCCCUGUACCAGUCAUUAGAAAAGAGGGUCUCAGGACAGAUCCCUGUAGCUAUCCUUAGAAAAGAAGGGUCUCGGGACAGAUCCCUGUAGCUGUCCUUAGAAAAGAAGGGUCUCGGGACAGAUCCCUGUACCAGUCAUUAGAAAAGAAGGGCCUCAGGACAGAUCCCCGUAGCUAUCCUUAGAAAAGUAGGGUCUCAGGACAGAUCCCUUUACCAGUCAUUAGAAAAGAGAGGUCUGCUUAGCACAGAUCCUCACAUCAAGAGAAGAAGAGUACUAGUGUCAGCGUAGAAUUUUGCUGAGAACCUCUUAAUUCUUUCUGCAGGUUUUGUGGGUUUUUUGUAAUCUAAUAAAAGAAUCAUUUUAGUCAACCUUCCAUGAACCAGGAUAAAUACUGGAUUUCAGCAAAAUUGGAAACUGUGCCAGGAAAAACAAUUAGGACAGGAAUGUGUUAUAGUAAAUUGUGAUUAUCCUACUGGUGGUGAAGAGAAAAAGAUCUAAAACUCAAUAUCUUGUGAUCUGACUGAUAUUUGUUCCUGAGCGUUUUUCUAUGCAAGUUGUAUUUGACACAAAGAUUGGUUGAGAUCUGAUCGAGAGCUCCUCACUUAUGUUUGUCUGCUGUCCGAAUCACAAUCAAACACAACAUGGGGAAGAAAUCGUGGAAGGAAAUCAUCUGUUGUUACCUCUGCAGGGAAGUUUUAAAAGAUGACUGGGAGAUUCCAUUUGAAAAUAUCACCGAUCUACAGUGGCUGGGAAGUGGAGCUCAGGGUGCGGUCUUCCUGGGUAAACUCAAUGGCGAAGAAGUGGCGGUGAAGAAAGUCCGGGACGUAAAGGAAACCGACAUCAAAAAUCUCCGUAAACUUAACCACCCAAACAUCAUCACAUUUAAAGGUAUAUGUACCCAGGCGCCAUGUUACUGUAUUAUCAUGGAGUACUGUCCAUACGGCCAACUAUACGAGAUUCUCAGGGAUGGGAAGGAGAUUCCCCCUCAGUUGGUCCUAGACUGGACCAAACAAAUAGCCAGUGGCAUGAACUAUCUGCACAAUCAUAAAAUAAUACACAGAGACCUCAAAUCACCAAACGUGUUGGUGGCAAAAAAUGACGUUGUAAAGAUCUCCGAUUUCGGCACGAGUCGGACGUGGAAUGAGAAGAGCACCAAAAUGUCUUUUGCAGGAACAGUAGCAUGGAUGGCCCCAGAGGUGAUCCGAAAUGAACCAUGCUCUGAGAAAGUGGAUAUUUGGUCGUUUGGCGUUGUGCUGUGGGAGCUGUUGUCUGCAGAGAUUCCAUACAAGGAUGUCGACUCGUCAGCCAUCAUAUGGGGCGUGGGCAGUAACAGUCUGCACCUGCCUGUCCCUACAACCUGUCCAGAGGGCUUCAAGUUACUGAUGAAGCAAUGCUGGAGUGCCAAAACUAGGAAUCGACCGUCGUUCCGUCAGGUCCUGAUGCAUCUGGAGAUUGCAUCUCCUGAACUCUUGAGUUAUUCCCACGAUGACUUCAAGAUGUCACAGGCAUUAUGGAAGGAGGAGAUCGCACAGCAGCUCCAGUUGAUCCGAUGUGAGGGCUCGCAUAUGCCCCACCUAGAAGAGGAACUGGUCAAGAGACGGAGGGAGGAGCUAAGACACGCCCAGGAUGUGCGGGAACACUAUGAGAGGAAGCUGGAGCGGGCUAACAACCUGUACAUGGAACUCACAGCCUGUAUGCUGCAGCUUGAAAAGCGGGAACGGGAACUCAUUAAACGAGAGCAGCAAUUGGCUAUGUACACAAAGAAGAGGAAGAGUAUUGUACGCCCAGUGAUUCGCGCCCAGGAGCGGAUAGAUAGACUGAGCAAGAAGCGCAUGUACAAGUCUGGCUCAGAGGUUACAAGCCCUGACAACCCAAACAUGGACAGUAGCAUGACAACAAGCUCUGAGGUUGUUAUUCCAUCGCCGACUAAACAGAGGAUGAGAAAGAGUCGGCAUCGCCGUACCAACAGUAAAGGCUCACUCAGUAACAUAAUGGGAAGUCCCGCCAAGAGCCCCAUUAGGGACGUACUAAACGAUGAACUCCAGGGGAAGUCGGUCGCACUGCGGCGCCUUGAACAAACUCCUCUCGCUUCGUCACGGUUUCCUUACCAAGGACCAGGCAUGGCGAUUCCGGAGCAAGCCAUUCUGCAGAGUAAUGGAAAUAAGCCAGCGGAGAUUGUUCGGAAUGAGAAGAAUUUGAACGAUGUUUGUUUUGGUUGUGAUGGAGAAUGUACAGACAAUUCAUGCCCCAGCAGUAAACGCUCAAGUCGAGCCAGCGCCGAUGUAGAGAGUAAUUUGGGGGACUCAGUUGGGGGCUCCCCUUGUCGGAGCCCCUCCCAAGCCCUCUACAAUUUAGUGGAAAACCAAAACAAUGAAAUCAAAACAACCACCAGAGAAAAAGACUCUAAUGAAAAUUUAAAUUGUCCUAUAGACUCUUCUAAUUUAACCACGAACACUUCAAUUGAGUGCACAUGUACCUGUACAACAAGCACGGCCAUUCCUGUGAUAGAUGCUAACUCCAUUAUUAACCAGACUGUGACUCGCACAACUAGUGAACCACAACUAUCGCCAAAGCAGCCACAUAUCGCACAACGGAUGAGCAGUCUAGACUCCAGUGAUUCUAUAAACAUUCCUCGACAUCGGCACGAACGCCACCCAAACCGACCCCGGAAGAAUUCUGAUGACUCCUGGUCUUCAGAGGAAGGGGAAGUAAGUGAAGACGACAAAAGGAGAUCCCGUAAUCGCCGGUCGUACUGUUCCACGAUAAGUUCGGAGGGUAUCCUGUCAGAGGAGGAAAAUACGAGUGAGCAUUCUGCUCAGGACACUCCAGACGGACUCCUGUCCACCAACAGCUCUGAGAAUCUCCAAAUGGAGCUGGCCAACUGUGCUGUGAUAUCUGAUGGACUCUCUGAUAAGGAACUUACCGUCAGGAAGAUACGCAACCAGGUGUCUGCCUCCCCGGACCGCAUAUUUGAGCAUCCUGAUACGACGAGCUCUGAUUCUGACGAAUGUUCUGACAUCACCGUCGCCACCACAGUACACAGGACGCGGUCACUUGAGUCCAGCGGCUGGUGAUUUGUGAGCAAAGUUCACCUACAAGGGGAGAUAACUGCUCCAAAAUUCCCAUCAAUAAAUGGAGAAAUUUGAAAAGACAAGCUCUGUUCCUGGGUAAACAAACAAUUUCCAGGAAAACUUCCUUAAGUGAAACGGAGUUAUAUGGUCCCUGUGUCAUGGGUGAUACUUUUAACUAUGGCUGUAAAUGACAGAAGUAUGACUCCAAUAGCCAGCCAGUGUUAUCAUGUGAGAGACACUGUUGAUAUUGACCAAGGGGAGGCAACAGUGGUGAUUUUUGUUGUUGUUGGUAUUUCUCAUAUGUGUAAGAGGGGUUGAAUGAGUGAUAUCAGUGAUCCAACAAUCAAGGGGAGAUAACUGGUGUAUUGUGAAACUAGACUGUUGGAUUCCAUGUACAGUGGAUUAUUUAUAACCGUUCUGCCCCUCCCUAAAAUUUUCAUUAGACUGGUCCAAUCAUUAGAUAUCAAAGAGCCCAUAUUGGAAUCUCAGGGAUGGCAGGGUGAUUGUAUUAUUUGUCAAAUGUUGCAAAAAUCUGAACAGGACAAUGAUAAAAUGUUAAAUUCCUUUCAGUAUUUUCAUCCCAUCCUUUUCAGAUCAUAGAAACUUCGGAGUAUUCCAAACUAUCAUUUUGUCAUCAGUAAGGUUUUGUAUCGUUUAUUUACUGAAUGACUUCCCUUUUUUUUAAUGUAAAAACUAUCUGAGCGUUUCAUCAAUAUAGCUACUUUCAUGUACAAAUUUUAUUAAGUGCAUGCAUUGUGAAAUUAAGCUUUAUACCCAAUCUUCAUAGAGACUACAAUAAACUGGUCCAAACCAUAUGGAGGGCAAGUUAAUUGCAUGGAGGAGGGGAAACAGGAUGAUUGCCUUGUUGUAGUUGCAUGACACCUUUCCCAAAUCCCAGCAGUGUUUGUAAUUCACUGUAACAUCGAACAAUGAUAUUUUGGUUUUCACAACCCUAUCUAAAUACAAACUGAUUUGUCCUUAAAAAUAACUGAUUCUGCAUUCUUUAAUAUUAUUACCAUAUAACGACAUGACACAUUAUAAUGAAUGCUGCACAAUAUCAUGAUCUGCCGAAAUUACAAACUGCCUCAGGUGAUUUAAGGGUAUAUGCUGCCUCAGGUGAUUUAAGGGUACAAGCUGCCUUACUAUGACAUUCAAUCUCCAUAAAAAAGAGUUACACACUAAACCAAACUUAUAAAAUAUAUGUCAUGACUAGAAAAUUGGGUUUCCAUGGUGACAUGUUUUAAAAACAUCAGAAUUAACACUAAAAUGACAAUCUGGUAAAUUGUUAGAAUUUUUUAAAGAAGGAUAACUCUUGCAGAAAUCACAGUUUUUUAUGGAAAUAAAUAAAGGCAUCCAAGAAUAUAGUAUCACAGAGUCAAGUAUUGGAAAAUUAACGAGAACCCAUCUUUAGAUUUAUGUCAAAUUAAUCACAUUUAAACAACAACAGAUUAGUUAUAUCAAAGGAAAUGUGGUUCUGUCUGUGACUGUAGUCUUUUUGUUGUCAUAAAGAAUCUUCAGGUUGUGUUCAUUAUACUAGAAUAAGUGACCUUUAGUUAAGAAAUUAGUUACAUAUCAUUUCUUCAAAUUGUAGCCUUGUUGAACUUAAAACAUUAAUUUUGUCAUAUCUUUACCUAGAUUCUUUAUUUAUUUUGCAAUGGCCUUAUUUUGAGAUAAAGUAGAAUUUUAUAAAUUGAUAAUUUUCAUUUGUUAUAUGUUUCAUUUUUUUUUUCAACAUAUCUUUAAUUUUAUAGAUUGGCAUUUUUCAAUAUUUCAUAACAUAUUUAUUUCUUUAUGUGCUAGGGUAAUACCCUGCCUUUUAUGUUUAUAAAGAGGUUUUAGAUUUUUUUUAAGAGAUACAAAUAUCUGCUUGUGUCAUUGUAUCAUCUCAUGUUAUUACCCUUCCCAAUCAUUUACAUACAUCUGUUGUGAUAGAAUUCUAUUUUGAUCUCAUUUUAAUUUUUUGUUUUCUGUUCAGUUUAAUUAAUAUUUAAUCAAUCAUACUCACACUUACAAUGACCACUUCACCUUAAUGUCAAAAAACUGUACCAGUAAUAUUGUCAGAUUUUCAAUUGUUCAAUCCAAUAGCAUGGGAUGAAAAGUUGCCCAAUUUAUUUCCUCAUUAAUUUAAAAACUUGCUGAGGGCAUUUUGGUGCAUUUUAACAUUGUAUUUCAAACUCAACAAGUUAUAUAUCAUUAGAAACAUGAUUUGUUUUCCCCCAGGAAAAGAAAUUGGACCACCCAUGAAAGUAUUCUGCUUAUGUUUUAAUAUGUAUGAAAAAAUUCUAAUAUGUGUUUCUAUUACAUGUAUAUCAAUGGCCACUGUGUAUACCUAUUUUGUGUGUUAGGAAGAUAUGACAGGGGACUAUUUGUAUUAAAAAACUUAACUCCAAUCUUCCUUUAAGUCUGAUAUUUCAAACAGACAUUGUAAUGCAGAUGCGACAAAAAAUUUUUUUUUUUAAAUACCAGUACAUUGUUUCUGUAAAACAUUUUUUAUAGAAAAAUGCAGAACUAAAUUUACUUCAGUUAUUCAAGAUUAGCAAGUUUAAGCUGUUUGAAAUAUCAAUUUUUCAUACAAGUGUUUUCUAAGAUCUGAGGAUAAAACUGAUAAGGCUGGCGGUCAUUGGACUAAAGUUCUUAAAAAGUAUUUUUUAUCCUCACCAAGAUAAGAUUUUUUUUUAGUUUUGACAAAGAUGUUCAUUAUCUUAGAGAGUUUGGUUUUUUAUUACAAUUGGUACCUGGUGUUCAUGUUAUAAAAAAAUGUUACAUCUUUACAAUGCACACAGAGUGCUAACCCUAUGGAUUGAUUUGUAAAUCCAGGGCUACUUAAAUUUUCCUGACGAUUAGAAACGGUGGGGCUCGUUGAUGACUGUAUAAACUGUGUGUGCGUGUGUGACGUGUCUGAUGGAGCGCUGGAGACGUGUGCGUGUGUGACGUGUCUGAUGGAGCGUUGGAGAAAGUUUCCCCGCAGUAUAAACAUGUUUUUGUUGUGUAUAAGAUGUUACUGUUAUGUUGUUUGUGUCAAUGAAGGCAGCAGCUGAACCUGUAGGAGGGGUGAUGUUAUCACUGUACAAACAGACACCCUGUGUAUAUUGACACACUGUGUAGACUGACACACUGUCCAAUAAUAAAACUGUUUUAAGUUAUA